This is a messenger RNA of Tigriopus californicus, 2082 nucleotides long. Its product is annotated as replication protein A 70 kDa DNA-binding subunit-like. The transcript has a single exon. Gene Ontology annotation, cellular component: nucleus. Gene Ontology annotation, biological process: DNA repair; DNA recombination; DNA replication. NCBI's taxonomy places the organism in Eukaryota, Metazoa, Arthropoda, Copepoda, Harpacticoida, Harpacticidae. The record is from RefSeq and is a predicted model, not a curated record. Bases 164 to 1963 code for a protein of 599 amino acids. Gene Ontology annotation, molecular function: DNA binding.
UGAAGCUAUUCUUCAUGUCUUAGUAGGGUCACUCCUUUGGGAUACUAAGCGAUAGUGUUGUGCUGAGGGAAUUUAAAGUUUAAAGUCCCCAUAAUGAUCAAGAGUUUAAACUCAGUUAUGCAUUGACAAGAUUAAGAGCCCUCGAAUCCCACUCCAAUCCGACAUGUCACUCACUUCAAACGCCGUCGCGACCUUUCUAGCCCAAGGCCAAAUCCCUCCUAAAGGCCAAUCCAUGAUUUUGAAGGUCCUAGGCUCCAAAACUUUGUCUGUGCCCGAUCUGAAAUAUCGGCUCGCCGUUUCCGACGGCAAAGAUCGAUUCAACUCGAUUGUGAUGAUCUUGCCGAAUCCCUCGGCAAUGCCAAAGAAGCAUGACAUUCUCGAAUUCAACGAUUCAUUCAAGAUCAAUCCAGAGAAGCCGGAUAAUAUGAUGGUGACCAAGGAUGGUCGCAACAUCUGGAUUGUUUAUAACUUCAAAAACCUAUCUUUGACCUCUUCCAAUCCUGCCACACCCGUUCAUGGGGCGUCUAAUGGACAUACCAGCGCUUCCACCUCUACCCCUCCACACCCACCCGUGAAAAGGAUGGGCGAGGGAACGCCCGGACCUUCAUUGGUCUCGGCUAAACGGUCUUUGUUCAAUAGUCAGGUGGAUAAGGCCACCUUGGAAAUUAAGAGCCUCAAUCCUUAUCAGAAUAAGUACACGAUUCGAGCCAGGGUCACACAUAAAGGAGAACUACGAUCCUGGAGCAAUUCCCGCGGUCAAGGAAAGGUUUUUAACGUCACGUUCGAGGACAAAAGCGGGGACAUUCAGGCUACUGGUUUCAACGAUCAAGCCGAGAAAUUCCACCCCUUAUUGGAGGUGGGCAAGGUGUUCUAUUUGAGCCAUGCCCAAGUCAAGCCCGUCCAUAAUCGAGCUUUCAACCAAACCUCGCAUAACUAUGAGUUGACCUUAAACCAGAACUCGCUUUUGGUUGAAUGCUUGGCCAAUACGGAUGAUGUGCCCACAGUAAGUUAUCAAUUCACUCCCAUUCAUGACAUCAAUUUUAAGAGCGAUAAGGACGCUGUGGAUGUCUUGGGCGUGUGUUCCAAAGUGAGUGAACUCCGUGAAGUGAUUGGCAAGAGCACGGGGAAGGCCUUGAAAAAACGAGAUGUGACUUUAAUGGACGAAAACGAAAGCACCAUCUCGUUGACUUUGUGGCAAGAUCAGGCCGAGACUUUCGAAGGGUUGCACAAAAUUGUGACUUGUAAGAACGCCGUGGUGUCCGAUUUUAAUGGAAAAUCCCUCAGUGCCUCUUUCAAGAGUCGACUGGAAGUGGAAAACCUGGACUUGCCCGAGGCUCAAGCUCUUCGAAAGUGGUUCGACUCCAAUAAUAUGGCCCGAAAAACGGCAGCGAUGAGUGGAACACCGCAAAGUGGCAACAUCGAUCAAUUGCAUGAUGAGUUCACAAGUUUUGGCAUGAUCAACCUGGAAUUCAUGGGCACCCAAAUCAAUGCCAGGUACUACAAUGUCGAUGCCGUCAUUGCCCAUCUCAAUGGGGACAAACUAACGUACAAGGCUUGCACCGAAGACAAUUGUAAGGCCAAGGUCACAGAAUCCGGCAGCAACACAUAUUUCUGCAAAAAAUGUGGAAAAAGCGAUUCCAAGUUCACGUAUCGGUACUUGAUGAGGGGUCACGCUUUGGACGUAACCGAUCAUCAGUGGUUCACUGCAUUUGAUGAAGUGGCCAGUGAGAUUAUGGGCCUUUCGGCAACUGAACUCAUGGCUUUGAAGGAUCGAUCUGACGCUGAUUUUGCCCGAAAACUCGACUCUAUUCAAUACGAGAGAUAUUUGUUCCGUGUCAAGUGCAACAUGGAGACCUAUAACGAUGAGAAUCGUUUAAAAAUGGUCAUUUUAAAAGCUGCCAAGGUUGAACCAGGAAGCCCUGCACAUAUUGAGAGGCUUCGAAAUGCCCUCAAAGAUGCCUAGCUCUAUAGGCAAGGUACCUUCUAAAGAACAUUUCGCCACAUUUUACUUUCGCCUUCAGGGGAUUCCUCCCGCUCAUGAAAAUUGUUUUAUGUAUGACAAUAAAUUACUAUAUUCUUUCA